GGGGCGGGGGAGGAAUGUAAAACCUCCAUCAAGUGCGGAGAGCAGGAGCAUUUGCGCAGAUAGUCUGCGCUGCCUUCGACAGACACGCCGCGUUCCAGCCGUAGAGAGGGAGGCAGAGCGGGGGGAGGGAAGUUCGCUGUUGUUGUUUCUUGUCCCGCUGCCGAGCGAUCCCGACCUGCAAACGAGUGCGCGAGGAGCAGGGCGACACACCGCCGCUUACCGGACCCGUGUCAGCACCAGGGAUUUACCAUGGCGGUCAAAGUCUACAUAGCAUCGUCCUCCGGGUCCACUUCGAUUAAGAAGCAGCAGCAGGAUGUGAUGGGCUUCCUGGCGGCCAAUAAGAUCGCGUUCGAGGAGUGCGACAUCGCGGCCAACGCGGACAACAGGAAGUGGAUGAGGGAGAACGUUCCGGAGGAGUCCAGGCCGACCGCGGGGAACCCUCUCCCGCCACAGAUAUUCAACGAGAGCAAAUAUUGCGGGAACUAUGAGGCCUUCUUCGAUGCCAGAGAGGACAACGCCGUGUAUGCGUUCCUGGGUCUGACCGCUCCCCCCGGCUCCAAGGAGGCAGAGGCUCUGGCGAAGAAAGCACAGCAGUAGCAGCUUCACACCAUUUUCUACCUGAGACCUGAACCCAGAUCUGAACCCAGGCGGACCAAGACCUGAUCCAGGAUGAAAACAAGCAACAUUUCACUCGCCUUCUUAAUAUGUGAUUUACUUUGUUCUUCUCUCUUCUAUUAAUCUGUGUUUUCAGCUGUGCCUUGUCAGCUGUAGUGAAAGGAGGUGCUAAAGCAGAGCAUUGUGGGUAUCUUCAAACCGCUCUGCUUCCCCUCAUUAACCUCAGCCCGCUAAGCCCAUUGGCCUCACGACAUGUCAAUCACCCACUAGCAUGAACGCGUAGCCUCCUUUUUGAGAACACAUAGUCGGACACAACUAAAGGUCCGCACUUUGAAAGUUGUCCCACAGAUUUGUCAUUUGGCCAACAGGACAUCGUCCAUAAUACAUUAUCCUCAUUAAUCUCACUCGACAGGUUCAAUUAGAGCACGUCUCAGCUGUCAAACUCCUGCCAAUCACGUCAUCGCCAAACCUGCAGCACCGUCUGCAAGAGUGAGCCCUUACAUCCCAUUCUCUGUUUUUAUUUACUUUAUACGGUCUUAAUGCUGAUUUAAUAGCAAACUUUUUUCUACAAGAUGAUGUAUGUUUAAAAAUGAUAACACAUGCCCAAAUUACAGGUCUGCAUACGCUGAGGGAUGUGAUUUUCUUUUUUUUUAUUUGCCGUUUGUUGUUUUAGCGGAGUUGGAUGUCUGCUUGGUUUCGCCAUCAGCGUCCUGUUUCACAUUGUGUUGGUGAUCCCGGUGUUACACAAUCUUUAAAAUAAAAAAUAAGACUGCAAAUAAAACUGCCUGACUCUCA
Molecule: messenger RNA, 1410 nt
Organism: Cyclopterus lumpus (lumpfish)
Lineage: Eukaryota; Metazoa; Chordata; Actinopteri; Perciformes; Cyclopteridae
Gene: sh3bgrl
Product: SH3 domain binding glutamate-rich protein like
Exons: 4
Coding region: 250-597 (115 amino acids)
Cellular component (GO): cytoplasm
Source: RefSeq, a predicted model, not a curated record